UUUGUUGGUGAUUUUAUUAGUGAAACCGUUUACGAGGUUGCCGGGGUACAAUGCCGUACUUUUAUGUACUUUUAUCAUGGCUGUGCAGCAAAUCUCUGGUCUCAUACGCGUCCCCUACCCACUUUUGAGCCAAUUAACGGCUUUCUCAUCCCCCAAAACGACGGUUAGUUUGAGCACCACGCGUACCCCAGAAACCCCCCUGUCCGUCAACUCUCAACCCUCCUGAUCUACUAGCCCCAUCUCAGCUAUCUCUCCCUUGUCUCCCAAGACAUAAGAAGCUUUUUGUCACGACUCCGCUCUUUUCUUGGCGCCCUUCCUCUCAUAACCCUUUGAGAUAUCUUCUACACUGUGUGUAUUCAUAUCUUCCAUUCGUUUUGUACCCCACGACCUCAUAUUGUCGAUUUAUCGAGCUUGCCGAUCUAUACCCUCGGGUGCAAGCUGUCUGCGCGAUAUACCUCAGUCAGAAACUCAACCCGUUUGAACGCGCGUGCCUGUCCUCGUAUUCUGACUCCAACAACAACGACGACGCUCCCUGGGAGCUGACGACUAACUAUUAUUCUGAGCAUUUUGAAAAUCGUUCAGGAUGAAGACGGGCAGCUUCUUUGCUCUCGCCACGGCUGCUGCGGGCCUCUUUGGCCAUGCGGUCGCUAUUCAAGUUGACUUCACUUCGCCCGCUUCCGUGAAGAGCGCCGCAUCCUCCAUCGCAUUCGAUUUGAUGAGCUACUAUACAGGAAACCAAACUGGACAGUAUAACAUCCCGGGGCUCCUCGAACAGCCUCCCGCCGGAUACUACUGGUGGCAGGCUGGUGCCAUGUGGAACACUAUGGUCGACUACUGGUAUAUAACAGGCGACACUUCCUACAACGAAGCCACAACACAAGCUCUGACCUUCCAGGUUGGCGAUGAUCAAGACUACAUGCCAACCAACCAAACAAAGGCGCUGGGAAAUGAUGACCAAGGCAUGUGGGGAAUGGCCGCCAUGACAGCCGCGGAAUACAACUUCCCUAAUCCUCCAAAGGGUCAGCCACAGUGGCUCGCUCUCGCCCAGGCCGUGUUCGCCACCCAAGCUUCGCGCUGGGACGAUGCUCACUGUUCGGGUGGUCUGAAAUGGCAGAUUUUCCGCUUCAACGUCGGAUACGACUACAAAAAUGCCAUUUCCAACGGCUGCUUCUUCAACAUCGGUUCCAGACUUGCCAGGUACACUGGAAAUGAUACAUACGCAAACUGGGCCGAGAAGACCUGGGACUGGACUCAAAAGAUCGGCCUCAUUGAUGCGCAGUACAAUAUAUAUGAUGGCACUGAUGAUCUAAGCAACUGUACCACGAUCAACCACGUCCAAUAUAGUUACAACGCCGGUGUCUGGAUUCUCGGUGCUGCUCAUAUGUACAACAUCACCAAAUCGGACGUCUGGAAAGCCCGCGUCCAAGGCCUCCUCGACCAAUCCAUCAAAAUCUUCAGCGACAACGCCACCGGCAUCAUCAUCGAGCGCGACUGCGAGCUCACCGAGCCCGCAUCCUGCAACACGGACCAGAAAUCUUUCAAAGCCUACCUCACCCGCUGGAUGGCCGCAACCUCCAAAGUUGCCCCUUUCACCGCUGACCAAAUCUCCAAGUUCCUCCUCAUCUCCGCCAAAGCCGCGGCAGCGCAGUGCACGGGUGGGGAUAAAGGGAGAGCUUGUGGUUUGAGGUGGGUGCAUGAUGGGCAGAUUGGUGUGUGGGACGGGACUACGGGGGUGGGCGAGGAGAUGUCGGCGCUGGAGGUUAUUCAGAGUACAUUGAUUGGGUCGACUGCUGGACCUCUCACUAAUACUACUGGUGGGACGAGCCAGGGUAACUACAACGCGGGGAGCAAUGCUAAAACCGCGGCGUCGUUGCUUGAUGACUGGACCCCGACGACUGGCGACAAAGCAGGCGCAGGGAUUGUGACGGCUGUGAUUCUCGCGGGGGUGAUUGGAGGGGUGGCGUGGAUGUCUAUGGCGGAUUGAGGGGGGGGCUUUUGGAGUAGGUGUCGUGAUGAGUCGGUCUUGUUAGAUGGAUUGGGAUUUCAUGGUUCUGUGGCGCGCAGGAAGGGAAUGGGUAGCGCGGGCAGGACGUGGGUAUGGUAUGUGGGUAAGGGACCACGGGUGCCUGGCGUUAUCGUUGCGGUUCUAUAUCUGCUUUCUAUGUUGUAGUAUGUAAGUCCUAUCAGAUGGAAAUAUCUUUUUCUUUCUCGGGGGGUUUAAAGUGCACGUAAACUUACCUCUGUCUCUGCUUUUCGUUGGUAGGUAAGUGGGCUUUUACACGCAGCCCUCUUCUUCCUAUAUUAAAUGACGUUAAACCGGUGAGUUAUCAUGUCUCUGAGAUUCAGCGAGUGGUCGGCAUGUGAAUUCAUUGAUAAUGGACAAGAUCUACAGUCAUCUUGUGUAAUUUAAAAGUUGAAUACACUAUGUUAAUAUAACAUUG
Messenger RNA from Pseudogymnoascus verrucosus, 2441 nucleotides. Its product is annotated as hydrolase 76 protein. Bases 584 to 1984 code for a protein of 466 amino acids. Lineage: Eukaryota; Fungi; Ascomycota; Leotiomycetes; Thelebolales; Thelebolaceae. The record is from RefSeq and is a predicted model, not a curated record. The transcript has 4 exons. Gene Ontology annotation, molecular function: mannan endo-1,6-alpha-mannosidase activity. Gene Ontology annotation, biological process: fungal-type cell wall biogenesis; carbohydrate catabolic process.